Molecule: messenger RNA, 2275 nt
Organism: Carcharodon carcharias (great white shark)
Lineage: Eukaryota; Metazoa; Chordata; Chondrichthyes; Lamniformes; Lamnidae
Gene: alg14
Product: ALG14 UDP-N-acetylglucosaminyltransferase subunit
Exons: 4
Coding region: 101-751 (216 amino acids)
Biological process (GO): dolichol-linked oligosaccharide biosynthetic process
Cellular component (GO): UDP-N-acetylglucosamine transferase complex
Source: RefSeq, a predicted model, not a curated record
GGCUGCGUAGGAUUUGAUUGACAGCAGCUGGCUGGCUGAAUGGUUUCGUGAUGAGGAGUGCGGCUGCGCAGGGUUUGAUUGACAGCUGCUCCCGCCAUCAAUGGGUUUGAGCUGCGGAGCCGGCGCUGUGCUGUUCGCUCUCGGUUGCAUUUUCGUUGCGAGAAUUUUCCUGGCUCUCAGGAGACAUGAAGCUGGCAAACCGGGUAGGCAGGGCACCGUCAGCGUCCUGGUGGUCCUCGGUUCCGGGGGACACACAACAGAAAUUCUCAGGCUAAUGGAUAGCCUGUCUGCUUCAUAUGCUCCCAGGCAUUAUGUCAUUGCUAACACGGACAGGAUGAGUGAAGAGAAAGUCCGCAUCCUUGAGGCUGCUAGAACCAAAGGAAAUACUGAACCUCAGCAUACCAUUCACUGGAUUCCUCGUAGCCGUGAGGUUUGUCAGUCCUGGACUACUUCAGUGGUAUCAACAAUUUAUUCACUGCUCUAUUCCAUCCCACUGGUAUUCCAGCUGAAACCCGAUGUGGUGCUGUGUAAUGGACCUGGAACAUGUGUGCCUCUCUGUAUAUCUGCUCUGAUCGUCAGAAUACUCGGAAUGAAGAAAACACUGAUUAUCUACAUAGAGAGCAUCUGCCGAGUUGAAACCUUGUCUCUUUCUGGGAAGAUACUGUACCAUUUGUCAGAUUACUUUUUUGUUCAGUGGUCAACGCUACAGGAGAAAUAUCCUAAAGCAAUCUACCUUGGCCGACUAGUUUGAGCUCCCCGUUGAGGCUGGGCUGCUGAUUGCCUAGAUAACAUCUGUGCCCAGAUGUCAGGAAGCAGCAGCUAUGCAGAAUAAAUAUACAUUCCAGAGGUUGUAUAUUGGGCCUCAUGCCUGUAAGGGGGAAAAUGCAUACUGAAAGGAAAAAUUCUGUGUAAAUUUAUGAUUUUGGGGGAAGAUAUGCUCGGUAUAAAUUUGUGGUCUUGGGACUGCUUGCUUGGUCAGAGAAAGUAUUAACAUGUCCAGUUUGAGGGAGUUAACUCCCACGUAAACAAUCUUAUAGAACUGUUAGAAAUGUUGGUUGCUUCAAGUGCUUUAGACUCCUCAGCUCUCCACUUUCUUGUCACCAUGUUUUAAUAGAAGAAGGCCAUUAGAUCCAACAAACCAGCUCGUUUUAAUGGAUCAACACUAUUAUCUUCUUGCUGUAUCCCUCAGUCCUUGACUGACAAUAUAUACCAAAUGGAUCUGCAUUUAAUUUAUAUUUAUUCUGAAUGCUUAAUUGCUAUAAACAUUUUGCACAUCAAAGGUUAGUGUGUCAGUGCACUUGACUCCCAGCCAGAAGUCAUUUGAACUCUCCUCGUUUUGUAGAGCAUGUUUUCCUUUUUUGAGCUGUCAGAUGCUCAUGUUAUGAGCAAUCUUUCAUACUAUUGUGUGCUUUCUUCCUACCUAUGGUUUUCGAAACACCAAAGCCAACUACAGAAGUGAUAAAAAUGUUGGCUGGCAUACAUCUAUUUUAUCUAAAGUCUUUCUGUGACACUUAGAACUAUUUGCUCUGUCAUUAUUUACCCUAAUCUCUGAUGCUCAUCACUGCUGGCUUUCUUUUUUUAGAUUGUUAAUUUUUUGUAUUUUACUUCCCCUCCCUGUUAUUCCUUUGUUUCUCCUGGAGGUUUGUUUUGUCAUCUACCAUUGCUUUUCCUCCUUAUUCCUCUCAUUGCACCUGUUUUUAAAAAAAAAAGUUCAGGUAAUUCUCAAUUAUUGAUCACUAGGAUGGAAAGGUGGGGACUGAUCCCUUCGGUUAUGGCAGAUGCUUGAGGUUCUAGUGUUUAAAGAAAGAAGGAAGGACUUCCAUUUAUAUUGUGCCUUUCACAGCCUCAGGACAUCUCAAAGUGCUUUAUAGCCAAUGAAGUACUUUUGAAAUGUAGUCAUUGUUUAAUGUAGGAAACAUCAUGCAGAAGGUAAAUAUUCAGUCCUGGGUGAUGGAAAAUUUGACUUGCUGCAACUCAGACUGUACCUCCAUAAUCUCUUGUGGGGGAAACAUCCAUAGUGGGGUGCAACUUCAAAGAGAGAAAUAUUCUUUUCUAAAUGAAAGAAACAAAAAAAAAAAGCAAGUCUAGCACUAAGGUUCUUUUCAGCUGAUUUAGAAAUCUGUCCAGGGCUUGGCAGCAAGCCAAAUACCUCAAAAUCAGUGUGUACAAAUGCAACAAUAAUUCAUAAGUAGCUGCCAGUUUCCUUUCUUUCAUAUUGUUGCCUAGUUAUUGCAAUGGUAUCUUAAAUGAAUUGGUGUGCAGAUUCCUACCCUGA